Didymodactylos carnosus is the source of this 729-nucleotide messenger RNA. The record is from the annotation of a GenBank genome assembly. NCBI's taxonomy places the organism in Eukaryota, Metazoa, Rotifera, Eurotatoria, Philodinida, Philodinidae.
AUGGCAUUCAUUUUUUUCCAGGAGAGUAAUAAAAGUAAUCAUGUAACUCUUACAGUUAGUGAAGUUUGUGAAGUACUAGUUGUAACUAUUGUUUUAUUCUAUACGAUUGUAUCAUGUCAUAAGUGCUUUAAGUCAUGUUCUCAAUUACCAUUACCAUUAUGUUAUAUGUAUUUGCCAUGUCCCAAACCAUUACCAUUCUGUUAUAAACUUUUAUUAUGUUCAUCACAUUUACUUAUUGAUUUAUUUUUUUUGCUACUAGCGAAUUUGGCUUUGAUUGUGUAUUGUUGUUUUACUUUGUACGGAUCUUCAAAAUCUUCACCAAGACGCCUCAUAGAAGGCUUAACAUUCACAGCUUCAUUUAUACCAAUAGUUCAGUCAACAGUACAAUCAAUUAUUAUUUUCUAUAUUUGUACGAGUCAAACAACAAGAACAAAGGAAGAAACAAGUCCGUCGCCUGAACCCGGUAGCGAUGUACAGCACGGCGUCAAAACAUCUAAACCAAUAUUACAUACAGAUUAUAUUAAUAUCUGGAUAACACUAAGUUUUGGAAUAUGGUUAUUUGAUACGUUUAGCGCUAAAGAAUAUGAGACAAAUGAAAUUCAGAUACGUUUUUACGGUGAAAGUACUUGGAAAGUUAUAGGCAGCAUUUUGAUACCUCUGGCUAUAUUCUUUCGUUUUCACAGCUGUAUUAUGUUUCUUAAAAUAAAGAGUAACAAGUAUAAUCAUUAA